AUGGCCACUGGGUUUACCCCACCAACAAUGAACUGGAAUGCUUCAGACAUUCCAGACGAGUUUAAUUCCUUUAAGCAAUAUUGCAACCUUGUAUUUGAUGGGCCAUUUCUAAAGAAAACAGAAAAGGAAAAAGCAUCUUAUAUUUUACUAUGGAUUGGGCGACAGGGAGUCGAUAUUUACAAUAGCUUCGUAUGGGAGAACGAACAGGACAAAGUGAAGCCCAAAGCCAUACGGGAGGAAUAUGGGAAACACCUCGCGCCAAGAAGUAACUAUAGGCUAGCAUGAUUUCAAUUACAACAGGCUAUGGAAAAUAGCGAAAUCCUCUGGGAGUCCUAAUAAAUGGUCCAAUUAUAAAAAAUUGAAUAAUGAAGUUAAAGAUAAAUUAAGGAAAGCUUACUUCAGAUAUGUUAAUAAUCUUACAAACUCCCUUGGGGCGAACCCAAAGAAGUUUUGGACUUUUGUCAAGUCCCGCACAGGUACAUCAAGUGUUCCAAAAACAAUCGAAUUUAAUGGCCUUAAAGGGUACAGUCCUUCAUCAAUUGCCCAUCUUUUUAACACAUUUUUUCAUUCUGUAUUCAAUAAACGUGACGAAUCAUCGGUCCCGUACUACACAUUGUAUACAAAUCAUAUCAUUAAAAACUUGGUAUGUUCAGUAGACGAUGUUGCUAGUCUAUUAUCUGAAUUAGAUAUUACUAAAUCUUCCGGUCCAGAUAACAUUUCACCAAGGAUUUUAAAAGAAUGUGCUUAUGAACUCGCUCCUUCCCUGACUCGUAUAUUCAAUUUAUCACUGAGUACUGGUGAGUUACCUAACGACUGGAAAACGGCAAAUGUAGUACCAAUAUAUAAGGCAGGUGAACGUGUUAUGGCUGUGAACUACCGUCCAAUCUCUCUCACGAGUAUUGUUGUUAAAACCUUAGAACGUAUGGUUCACAAACAUAUUAUGAAUUUUCUCUCAGAGUUGCGCCUAUUAUGUGAAAACCAACAUGGCUUCAGAAAGUUUCGAUCAUGUCUUACGCAACUGCUACAGCUAGUACACCACUGGUUCUCGGUGCUGGAUAAACAAGGCGCAAUUGACGUUGCAUUUUUAGACUUUGCGAAAGCGUUCGACAGGGUAUCUCAUCCACAUCUCAUCAAUAAGCUUAAAUCUUAUGGAAUAAGUGAUCCGCUAAUAAAAUGGAUAAAUAAUUUUCUAUCUGGCAGAAAACAAAGGGUUGUGAUUGAUGGUCAUCAAUCAAAUUGGUUAGAGGUCACUUCAGGAGUUCCCCAGGGAAGUAUCAUAGGACCUUUAAUGUUUCUUGUUUACAUCAACGACUUACCUUCAAGUGUGACUAGUAAUGUUGACCUUUUCGCUGACGAUAGUGUUAUUCAUCGUCAAAUUUCUACAAGUAACGAUUGCGUCCUUUUUCAAGAAAAUUUGAAUCAAGUAGGAGAUUGGUGUGAUGCAUCGUUAGUCCAGUUGAAGAACGAAAAAUGUCGAAUUGUUCAUGUCACAAGGCAAAAAAAACUUUGAACUAUGAGUAUAAUCUUGUUGGUAUACCAUUACAGAGUGUUGCACAACAUAAACACCUAGGGGUUUGGUUACAAUCCUCAUUAUCUUGGGAAUAUCACAUUAGCUCUAUCUGUGGACGAGCUAAUCGGAUCUUGGGUUUAAUACGGAGAACAUUUGGCUACAAAAAUCGAAAAGGCGUUGAGGUUGCCUUUAAGUCCUUAGUAAGACCAAUUUUAGAAUAUUGUUGCCAAGUAUGGAAUCCAUACUUAAUUAAACAUGUAAAUGCAAUGGAAAAGAUUCAACGGCGAGCUACCAGAUUAAUAUGUGGCCCAGAUCAACCCUAUACGGAAAGACUAAAGAAGCUCAAGUGGCCGUCGCUUGAGUUGCGUAGAAAGUACCUUUGUCUUGUUCAGUUAUAUAAGAUCAUGUUUGGUUUGUGUGAUAUUGACAAAUUUAAAUAUCUGGAUAUUGUGGGAGAAUCUCGUACUAGAUCAAGACAUAGAUAUAAACUAAGACCAAAGCAUGCACGUACUAAUUACUUUAAGUUCUCGUUUUUCAAUCGCUAUAUCUCAGACUGGAAUUCUUUGCCAUCGGAUGUUGUGGAAGCCACUUUAUUGUCCAGCUUUAAGCAAAAACUAAUGUCGUUUCUACUCCUGAAACAAUGUUAACUUAUUCUAUUCUAUUUUUUUCGGGUUUUUAUUAUUAUUUUGGUUUAACGUGGAGAGCAGUUCAUAAAUAGGAAUUUAGUUUCCUCCUACUGCUAUCCUCCCUAUGACAUUUGUUAGUGUGUAUGUACGUCAUUUUGUAAUAUUUAUUAUUAGUUUUUCUAUUUUUGUUUAUUAAUAGGGAAAGAUUUAUUAAAUCAUUAAAUCAACAAUUGAGACAAGAACCAAACGAAAACAUUGACGAUUUUAUGACCAGAUGCAGAAACCAGGCAGCAAAAUGUAAAUUUCGAGAUCAACAGGAAACGAACGAAAGAUUAAUUGAACAAUUAGUAAUUGGAACAAGACAUAAGAAAGCACAAGGAAAAAUACUCGAAAAAGAUGAAAAUCUGAGCUUAGACGAAGCAAUAGAUUAUGCCAGAACAUAUGAAGCUACCAUAGCUCAUGUUGCUCAAUUAAAUAAAACAAGUGAAAUUCAGAAAUCCGUACAUGCACUAUCAAAAUUCGCAAAGCCUAAACAAAAAUGCCAGAACUGCGGAACUGAGCAUGAAGCUAGAAAAUGCCCAGCCUACGGGACAAGCUGUAACUUUUGCUCAAAGCCAAACCAUUGGGCAAAAAUGUGUCGCAAGAAAAUAAACAAAACACCCCACUACCAAGCUAGACCAGGAAGCCAAAAUCCCAAUGAGGGCAAACAAACUAGAUACAGCCAAGGACAAGGUCGAAACAAUAAUAGGCGGAUCCAUGAUUUGAAUGUAAACAACGAGUCAAGUGAUGAAUUCGAUACACUAGUUUUUGACACGAUCACAGUUGACAGUAUUACACCUGACUCAAACAGCCAAACCAAAGAUGAAGCACUAGUCAUGAGCAACAUCGAACUGCCAAAUAAUACCCAUAACACACAAUUGAGAGCUAAAGUUGACACAGGUGCUCAAGCAAACAUCUUACCACUAAGAUUAUACCGUAGCAUGUUCCCAGCGAAUAUCAGUUAUGAUGGUAAACCCAAGAUAAGUGCAGUUAAAAAGUCCACGACCACCCUUACAGCAUACGGGGGUACUCCAAUUCCACAAUUUGGUACAUGCGAAAUAAAGUGCUCAUACAAGAACAACAGCACAAGCGCUACAUUCUAUGUGACUGAUGUACACAGUAGAGCAAUUAUUGGAUUACCAACUGCACUAGAUCUUCACUUGAUUACGUUGAACUGUUCAGUAGUGAAAUCGCAAGUACAAGAGACCUCGCCUACUAAGGACACGGCAAAGCUUAAACCAAUUAAGCACUUGCAUAAAUAA
Paramuricea clavata is the source of this 3437-nucleotide messenger RNA. Lineage: Eukaryota; Metazoa; Cnidaria; Anthozoa; Malacalcyonacea; Plexauridae. The record is from the annotation of a GenBank genome assembly.